AUGGAAGGUGCAGCUUAUGAUGCCAAACGAUCAUCAUCAUUGGCUCAUUGCUCAUUGGCUCAGUGCUCGUGUCUUGGGUUAUUACUUAAUGAUUCAUCUAGCAAUUUAAGCCUACUAACUGCACAACAAGCUACUGUUAAGGAUCAUGUUUAUGCUAAUAACAAAUAUGUUACGGCUGUCUACGUCUUUCAGUGUUCUCCUGAGAAAUUUUUACCAUCCAGAUAUUCUGAUAUUGGAUUCUCAUCAAACACAGCAGUACAUUGCAGCAACAGGAGGGCAAGCAGCCAUAAGCUCCAUAGAAAGCUCCAUAUUUUAACUCAUCCAGACAUCAAGGCACGCAUGAUAGCCUAUGUUGGGUUGUACGAGAUUGGAGGUGCUAAGAAAGGAGAACGUGUCUUUAUCUCUGUUGCGUUUGGUGGUGUUGGCCAACUGGUUGGACAACUUGCAAAAUUGAGUGGUUGUUCAUUUACAAGGAAGAGUAAUUUUGGUAAUGGUCAAGGGAAAGCGUAG
This is a messenger RNA of Spinacia oleracea (spinach), 510 nucleotides long. RefSeq lists its product as uncharacterized. The transcript is spliced from 4 exons. The record is from RefSeq and is a predicted model, not a curated record. The coding region runs from base 1 to 510 and encodes 169 amino acids. Gene Ontology annotation, molecular function: 2-alkenal reductase [NAD(P)H] activity. Lineage: Eukaryota; Viridiplantae; Streptophyta; Magnoliopsida; Caryophyllales; Amaranthaceae.